AUGUUGAGAAGAAUAAGCAAACCGUCGUCCAACCGUUUUGGUAACGGACCAAGUGGCAGGCAAGAUUACAUGAAUGGAAAUGACAGAGACGCCCACGAGGAAGAACAUUCUAUGUCGGACGAAGCCAGUGAUGGGGAUAGUAAUGAGUCCAGGGCAUGUGAAGGAGGGAAUUUUGGAAUAAACGACUUUCUAUCACAUAAAGAGAACUCACACGUAUUGAGGAAAUUUUUUAUAUUUGUUUUAUUAAUUAUUUUAUCACCAGUAAUAUUAAUAGUCCUGUACAAGUACCUGUUUAUGUGGUGCUUCGGCAUAUCCAAGGACACAUGCCUUCUCAUUAGCCUUUUUUUCGUAGUGGUUUACAUCAUCUCGCUGACCUUGCUGUAUGCCUACCUGGCGUUCAAUGAGGAGGAGGUGCCAACUCGAGGGGUUCCCCACAGGUACGACAGGAAGUGGAGGUAG
Plasmodium fragile is the source of this 459-nucleotide messenger RNA. RefSeq lists its product as uncharacterized. NCBI's taxonomy places the organism in Eukaryota, Apicomplexa, Aconoidasida, Haemosporida, Plasmodiidae. The transcript has a single exon. The record is from RefSeq and is a predicted model, not a curated record. The coding region runs from base 1 to 459 and encodes 152 amino acids.